AUGAGGAAACUGUUUGGAAAAGACAAAGCAAAAAGUGAGACAACAUUUAAAGUAUCAAAUGCAGCAGAUGAAGAUUCAAAUGAUGAGAGCCUGGAUGAAAUGAAAGCAAACUUUGUGAGAAAGCUGAAGAGAGGAAUUGACAAGUAUAAAAGUGAAGGCCCUCUGGCCAGCCUCCGAUCUAGAGCAACAUGCAGAUGGCAGCCCCCUAGUGAAGGGUGGCUGAAGUUAAACUUUGAUGGGGUUGCCCGGGGCAACCCAGGGCAAGCGGGGAUAGGAUGCGUUGUUCAUAAUUGGGAAGGAAAGGAAGUAGCAUCCCUUGCCUCUUUAGCUGGCAUCAAUACAAACAACUGGGCAGAAUUGUUGGCCCUGGUGGAAGGAUUGCUCUUAUGCAGAAAACUUGAAGCUAAAUGUUUAGAUAUUGAGGGAGAUUCGGCUAUAGUUGUUAAUGCUCUAAGAAAAGGUAGCAUGCCCAAUUGGAAACUUAAUACCUUGCUAUCAAAGGCUAUGGACCUAUGCAAAGGUUUUGAUAGGUUUAUAGUUAAUCACAUCUAUAGGGAAGGUAAUUAA
Molecule: messenger RNA, 567 nt
Organism: Cryptomeria japonica (Japanese cedar)
Lineage: Eukaryota; Viridiplantae; Streptophyta; Pinopsida; Cupressales; Cupressaceae
Exons: 2
Coding region: 1-567 (188 amino acids)
Molecular function (GO): RNA-DNA hybrid ribonuclease activity; nucleic acid binding
Source: RefSeq, a predicted model, not a curated record